This is a messenger RNA of Rotaria socialis, 1365 nucleotides long. The record is from the annotation of a GenBank genome assembly. Lineage: Eukaryota; Metazoa; Rotifera; Eurotatoria; Philodinida; Philodinidae.
AUGACUUUAUUGAAAUGCUAUUUGAGUCAUUAUACCAAUCGAUUAAUACGUCAAAUUCGUUACAAAGAAGCAUGUGUCCAUGUAAAAUUAGUACGUCAGCAUCGUCGUCAUUUAUUAUCGAAGCAGCAAAUAGUCGAUGUUUAUCCACAAAUCAUUGUCGACGUGUCUAAAAUAUCAUCGAAUCGAAUUCAAUUAGAUUAUCUUUCCAAAAGUGGUAAAUCGAUACCUUUCUUUUAUGGUAUUAUCUCAAUCGUUAAUUUAUUCUUAUAUAUUGAUGUCCGGAUACGUUUUCUAUUUCAAGGACCUAAUUAUAUCAGAUCAAAUCAAAGUUCUCUUCAUUCUUAUAAACAUGAAGAAAAACAUGUGCAGCAAGAACAUAAGAACAUUAUGAAUGUGAUAACUCGUUAUCUUAUCCGUGAGCAUCAUAUUCCACUAACAGCAACAAUUAUCAGAGAGUUUUCUCAACACUUGGAAACAAGUCUACAUCAACAAUAUAUGAUUCCAUUGUCUUAUCUAAACAUAUAUCGAACACGAAAAGAAUUCAAACUAGUGAAAUCGAUUCAACAUAGACUAAAGAAAGGAAACUAUAUUCUUCGCGAAACAGAUAAAAGUGGAAUUUUUCAUAUUGGCAAUUCAGUUGAUUAUGAAAAGAAAGNUCUUGAUGUAUUCAUUCAUAACAGUAAAGGAGCUUUAAAAACUUCAGUGUAUCAUAAAGAAGCAGCUGAGCCGUAUGUCGUACCAUUUGGAUCAGAUCACCCUGGUCAUGUUUUCCGAAACACUAUUGAUGCUGCUAUUACGAAAGCAGUUCGUUAUUCAACAACUUUAUCUCAAUUCGAAGAAGAAAUACGACAAAUGAAACUCAUGUUUCUCUAUAACGGGUACCCGCCAAGACAUAUCGAUCGGCAGCUCACUACAUUAUUCAGUAAAUAUUUGUCCAUAUAUUUCAUUUUGCCUAUGCUCAAUAACUCUGAUGACUUCGAUUAUUUACGUCAUCAGCUAUUGACAACAUCAACAGAUAAAAUAUAUAAUAGAACAGUCAAAAGCUCAACUACCGAUCAAACCAGUGACAAAAAUAUGCAAAAUCAGCUUGUGCAACCUACAGACAACAACGAAAUAACAAAAAGCAAAAGUCUCAUCAUUCAUAAAAGACAUGAGCAAAGACUCACCCAAAAUCAAUAUCAUAUUCAAGGAUUGUGGAUGCGUACUUUUCAUGGAACCGACGUCACCAAUACUGCUCUAAUUUUCGGUACUUGUUUGAAUCGCAACUUGAAACAAGAACUGAUGCCAAAGAUGAUCAAAUCUAAACGACGUGCGGCAAUCAGCCAAGAGAUCACAACGCAACAUGAGACUGGUAAACAAACAUAA